This is a messenger RNA of Dreissena polymorpha, 1115 nucleotides long. RefSeq names its product cytosolic Fe-S cluster assembly factor NUBP2 homolog. The record is from RefSeq and is a predicted model, not a curated record. Gene Ontology annotation, cellular component: cytosol. Gene Ontology annotation, molecular function: ATP binding; ATP-dependent FeS chaperone activity; 4 iron, 4 sulfur cluster binding. NCBI's taxonomy places the organism in Eukaryota, Metazoa, Mollusca, Bivalvia, Myida, Dreissenidae. Bases 35 to 838 code for a protein of 267 amino acids. Gene Ontology annotation, biological process: iron-sulfur cluster assembly. The transcript has 8 exons.
UUUUGUGCGUCGCCACCGCAUAAUAAAUUUCAAAAUGGCGGCGCCCAUGGAUCACCUGUCUACGGUGAAGCAUGUCAUUUUGGUGUUAUCUGGGAAAGGUGGAGUAGGAAAAAGUACAGUUGCUGCCCAGUUAGCUCUUGGUCUCAAGCAGGCUGGCAAAAAAGUGGGUUUGUUAGACAUUGACCUGUGUGGUCCCAGUGUUCCAAAGAUGUUUGGUCUGGAUGGGCAGGAUGUUCACCAGUGUCCAGAGGGGUGGCUGCCAGUGUAUGUUGACAAGGAGCAGAGACUGGGUGUGAUGUCUAUAGGCUUCCUCAUUGAGAGCAGGGAUGAUGCAGUAGUGUGGAGGGGUCCAAAGAAGAAUGCUAUGAUCAAGCAGUUCUUAAGUGAUGUGGUAUGGAAAGACGUGGACUAUCUGAUAAUAGACACACCCCCAGGUACCUCUGAUGAACACAUAACAGUGGUUGAGGGACUCAAGGCAUACUGUCCAGAUGGCGCUAUACUUGUGACAACACCACAGGGAGUUUCAAUAGGAGACGUGAGAAGAGAGCUAACAUUUUGCCGUAAAACUGGUGUUCCCAUACUUGGAAUUGUUGAAAACAUGAGUGGAUUUGCCUGCCCUUGUUGUGGGGAAGUUACCAACAUUUUCUCCAAGGGAGGUGGGGAGGCACUGGCCAAGCAAGCCCAUGUACCAUUUCUAGGCUGUAUUCCGUUGGACCCGAACCUUGCUGCAUCUCUGGAGGAAGGCAAGAACUUCCUUGAGCACUACAGUUCCUCCCCCACAUUCACCGCCCUGAACCAUGUUAUCAAGAGGCUCAUGCAGGUCGACAGGGACUUCUGAACAUCCCUGGUGAAUGGGUAUCUAGGGGAAUAUAAUAUAGGGUCUUUCAAUGUUGCCAUAUGGAAUCUUUGACUUAUAUUUUUACUGAUUUUGAUUCUUGCAUUUAUCAUUUUAUGUCAUUAAUGUUUGAUUUUUAGUUCCAAUAUCAAUCUAGAUGCAGGUCUGUAAAAUGUGUUAAAUUAAAUUCUUAAAAAAAAGUCAAAUUUUGCAGAGACUGGGAUAAAGGUGCGCAGUGCGUUCUUUUCCCAUAAAAACGAAAAACUGCGCAUCAUUUCCG